AAAUACUGUACAUUUAACUGAUUUCAAAUCAUUAUUGUUUUUUUUUGUUUGUUGUAUAUGCGUUUGAGCUCUAGCAGAACGUAUGGUGUGGUUUGUGUUAUGCAUAAUGCAAAGCAUGGUUUAUAUCUGACACGCUUUCGGAAAAUUUUGAGUCAGCUUAGGGGAGUUUAGGCCAUUAUAGAAGUUCUUAAAUAACGCUGCACAGUCCUUCAGCACAGCAGGCGUCUAAACCUAAAUCAUAAAAUUCUUCUUACUCUAUCUGUGCCACAGUGCUGCGGUACAAUGUAGAUGGGGAUAUAGCACCUCACAGAUUUGGUUCCCUCUGUCCUUUUCUCUCAGACUCUGCCGAGAUGGAGGGUGAUCCUGAGAGCAGCGCUCCCAAGAUGGAGAGCUCCAGAGAGGAGGUGCCCGCUGAAGCUACCCCUGUCCCUGACAGAAUGAAACAGAAGCAGCUGCUAGCCGUUGAGGAGCUGGUGUCCACCGAGAUGAACUACCUUAACAUGCUGCAGCUCUGCACUCUGGACAUCCGAAGCAGCCUGCAGCUCAAACAGCUUCCCGCAGUGGACCUGGUAGGACUGUUUGCGAACAUUGAUGAUGUGACUGAUGUCUCCAUUCGAUUGCUGAGCCUCCUAAAGAGGACUGCCCCCACAGACCCACAGUUCCUUGGCUGCAUCGGCGAUGCGUUUCUGGGCCUGAAAGAAGACUUGGAGAGUGUUUACAAGGAGUAUUGUGCCAGCUACACCAACACGCUUGCACUGGAGUCCAGCUACAAGCAGAGCGAGGGACUCUGGCAGGAGAUCAUGCAAACGAUAAAGACUGUGGCACCCCAGACCAACGCCUCGAGCCUGUCCUUCUUCAUGGUGAUGCCAGUCCAGAGGAUUUCCCGCUACCCACUGCUCCUACAGAAUGUGCUGAAGAACACAGAGCCCUCUCACCCUGGCUACCAGUCCUUGCAGGAGGCUGCAACUGCCGCUGUGGAGCUCAAUGUCCGCAUUAACGAGUACAAGCGCCUCAAGGAAGUGGCCGACAAAUACAAGAAAACUGAGAGCCUUACAAUCAUGGAUAAACUUUGCCGGAUCAACAAGCACAGUAUCGCCAAGAAGACAGCCAGGCUGAGCCAGAUGAUGAAGCAUGAAGCUGGCAUUGUACCCAAGACAGAAGACAAAGAGUUUGUCGCCCUGGAAGAAUAUAUGUGUGUCCUGGAAAAGGGGGUUGCAGACCUGCAGGAGAACAUGGCCGUCUAUCUGAAGCAUUUAGAGGACUUCCUCAGAAGUAGACCACAUGAGCAGGAUCUGGACAUUGAAAAUGGAGAGUCUGUCAGGUGCUAUAAUGAGAUUUCAGAAGCAAUGCACCAGUGGAUAUACCCCACGUUCAGGCGUAGGCUGGAAGCCCUGGUGUUCAGGCCACUCUGCACGCUCAGAGAGCUGAUGGCCGGCCCUCGUAACCUGAUCCGGAAACGCCUGCACAAGCUGCUGGACUUCGAGCAGAUUGAGGAGAAGCGUCAGUCGGGCUCCAUGAGCUACGAGGAGCAGGAGGUCGCAAACACUUAUCAGGCCCUCAAUGCACUGCUGCUGUCCGAGCUGCCACGGCUCAAUGCAACAGGCACCCAGCUCCUCCUGAACACCGUGGGGGCCUUCAGCUGCAUACAGAGGGACCUGGCUGCGGAGGUGGAGCGGCUCUGCGAAGGGUACCAGCAACAGCUCCCUCACAGCCACCUGCCCCACAGUGCUUUCUGGGGCUGGGUGGGAGAUGCUAUCCAAGAAGGGACCCAGAAGGUGCAGAGUGCCAGCCCCCUGAGCCCCUCCAGCCAGCAACGACUGAGAAUGCUCUCCCUGAAAUACAGACCGGAGCACAUCUACCAGGUGAGCAGCAACGUGGAGGGCAGCCGCGAGCUGGACCUGACCCUGCCGAGGGGAGAGCUGGUAGGGGUCCUGCAAGAGAUGGACACGCGCGGAGACCAGCAUCGGUGGCUGGUGGAGGCUGGAGGUCGAAGGGGGUACGUCCCAGCUGGAAAACUAAAACCCUACCACCAGGUUACGUUGACACCCUCCCUUUCCCCGUCUCCAUCCCUCUCCCCCUCCUGCUCCCGCUCUACAUCCAUCUCCAUCUCUCCCUCCUGUUUCCCCUCUUCCCAGUAUUUAUCUCCUGUUGUGGGCGGUGCAGAGUGCAGGAGACACUCCUACACUGAGAUGACAGUGACAGACAGGACUACAGCCCCUCCCUGCUUCCAGGUGUUAGCGGGCUAUGACUUCUCAGCGCGGGGCUCCCACGAAUUGAGCCUGCAGGCUGGGGAACAGGUGAAGGUGCUGGAGCCCCACGACAAACGAGGGAGCACCGAAUGGAGCCUGGUGGAGGUCCGGGGCCAGAGGGGGUACGUCCCAUCCAACUACCUCAUGGUGGUGUCAAUGGUGGGGGACAAUGCCAGCGCCCCCAGCUCCCCCAAUCUGCUGACAAAAUGAAACUCCCACAUGCACUAUUCUUUACUAAGCCACUAGUCCUUGCAAAAAAAACACAGUGGCCACUAGCCCUGGACAUCCAAGGCUCUGGUCUGAAGAAGCUUGCUUUUAAAGGGCCUGCACAAAGUGGACAGCGUUUCUCUUGUAACACCAUCCUUGGCAAAUGUUCAGUCCAUUGGACACCACUGGUUGGCCAGAGCACUGAUACAGAUCUGUCCGGAUUCCAAGAGGCAGUGCUUUAAUUACACAGUAACCAGGAAUGAAGACCCUGGUGAUUAUAUAAUAGCUGGAGUGUUUUCAUUGUUAUUAAUAUAGCUGGUAGUGCAACACUGCUGAAUAAAGUAUUCUGACUGACUGCAUCCCCAGCUGCAAGUCCUGAUACUGGCAUGGAGGUUAAACCAGUUUCAAGCAUGCAUUGGAAAUGUGCCGCUUUAUAUCUUCCUUGUUUUUGGUUUCUGUGCCUGCAGCUACAUGGGUGUGGGGCACAAGAUUCCUAACCCCAACGUCACUGCACCCAGAUCCUUAGACUCAGUCCUCUGGUGAAUGCUGUGAACCCCAAUGUUGCUGCACCCAGAUCCUCAGACUCAGUCCUCUGGUGUGUGCUGUGAGUUGAGCAGUGAGGGUUGCACAGGGAAAAGGAGUUCAGAGAUUGUAGUGAAACUCUUUUUACUUACGUUUUAAUCCACUCCUAAGGGGCCUGGGGUUUGACCUUUUGCACGGCACCUUGUUUUUGUUUUGUUUUUAAAUAACUAAACUCUGUUUGCAUAUUAAACAUCACGCGAUGUUUUUAGCAUGA
Molecule: messenger RNA, 3252 nt
Organism: Polyodon spathula (Mississippi paddlefish)
Lineage: Eukaryota; Metazoa; Chordata; Actinopteri; Acipenseriformes; Polyodontidae
Product: rho guanine nucleotide exchange factor 37-like
Exons: 12
Coding region: 351-2459 (702 amino acids)
Cellular component (GO): cytoplasm
Molecular function (GO): guanyl-nucleotide exchange factor activity; protein binding
Source: RefSeq, a predicted model, not a curated record